CGCAUACGUAUUCUUAUGGAAAUAAGAAUUUGCGGUCCAACCUUAUAUCAUAAUCAGAAGACAUAAAUAGUUCGCUGAAUCCUCUACAUUGUCGCAAGCAUUAAUCAAGCUUUUAUCUACACUUGAGUUACAGAAAAUAUCGAAAUGACUUUUCAAGUAAACGAAGUACCCACAGACCUUCAGAACAGACAUACCUUAGACCUCUUUAGCCUGAAAGGAAAGAAUGCAGUUGUUUUCGGCGGAAGCAAAGGUAUCGGUUUAAAUGUUGCUACAGCCUUUGUUCAAGCUGGUGCGAAUAUUGUGAUGACUUAUCACAGUACUGAUUGUCAAGACAUUGCUACGAAAUUGGCCAAAGAAAAUGGAGUCCGUGUGGAUGUUGUCCAAUGUAACGUUGGCUGCGAGGAAUCUGUAGAAAAGGCUUUUGAAGAAAUCAAGCGCCUUCACGAGAAAAUCGACAUUGUCGUUGCUAAUGCUGGCAUUGCUUACAGAAGAGAGGCCACUGAAAUCACUACCGAAGAGUUCGAACAUGUCAUGAAUGUGAAUGUAACGUCGAUUCACCGCAUUGCAUCUAGAUCAGGUCAAAUUUUCAAAAAGCAAGGAUUUGGUAAUUUUAUUGCUACUUCCUCCAUGUCGGGAUCCAUUGUCAACACUCCUCAAACUGUCUCGACCUAUUGCACUUCUAAGGCUGCCGUCAGGCAUUACUGCAAGGCAUUGGCCGUGGAAUGGGCUGGCUUUGCUCGUGUGAACACUGUGUCUCCUGGAUACAUUGCUACCGACAUGCCCGGAUAUCAAUUUAGAAAGGAAUGGGCGCCUUACGUUCCUAUGCAACGUAUUGGUUUGAGCACGGAACUGCGUGGUACAUAUCUAUUCCUUGCUAGUGAUGCUUCUACUUUUGUUACUGGUUUAGACUUGAUUGUGGAUGGUGGCUAUACUGUCAUUUAAGGCGGAUUACCAUGCCACCGCGCGCCAUUCAUGGACUGUAAUGAAAUAAAUGUUAUGAAGGAAACGUAACUCUUCAAAUAUUGACAAAUGCUAUGAAUUUGUUCCAACUUUUUUAUAUUUUACGGAUACUCUUUAUUUUUUUUGAUCGUGGAGAUUGCAACCCGAACCUUCAUUAACGCUUGAUUAAUGAAGAUCCAAACAUGAUGUUAGUAUGAGCAAAAAACCCCUAGAAUUCAUUCUUUUUUUUUAGAACUUUUUGAGAUGAUAUUUAGACUGAUGCAAAUAUUUUAGCAAGAUGUGACUUGCAACGAGUGAGAAAAGCAACAUAUAGAAUGUUGCUGAAAACUGACAUAGAGGCGCGACAUCCGAACUGGCACAUCGCGAUUUACGAUAGGCCUUGGGUUUACAGAACCCUUUUAUUUGUAUCCAAAAAAUGCUGAAAGUCUGCAUAUUCUCUCAUGAACGAGGAGGCUGUUUCCCGUUUCUGCUUCUGUUAAAAAAAAUCAUGAGUACUCUGAAAUAAUGGCCGUUAUUAGAAGAUUUCGAGGCCAAGCUUCCUGAAACUAUAGUUAUAAACAAUUGAUGUCAAAUAACCGUUUCUUUUUUCCUUUGUUAUACAUAUAGAGAUAGAUUACAUAUAACAAUGAUAUGAGAUUCGUCGCCAUAAAAUACAGGAACGUAAGCAAAACUAAUGAACCACAAUUCCUAAGUAAAACGCAAAUGUUUCAAGUAUGAUGCUUGAUAAUCCGAGAAGCAGCUUCUUUUGCUACUUUAGGACGCUGGUCAUUCUUCUCUUCUGAAUUAGGCUGGACUUGCUUUUCAGCGUGUUUUAUUUUUCCAACGUAUUGCUUGACUCGCUGUAACUCAGACAUGAUUGAAGCUUCAUUUGUAGAAGCACCAUGAAGCUUGUAAUAAGAAUACAGAGCAGAAUUAAUGGCAUAGCUAAGACUUACAUACUGCUUUGCUUGUUCUAAAUCAUCUUUUUCCUCGACAAGAUCGAAAAUAGAUUCAGAGUCUUUUAAAGGCUGCAAUAUCUCUUCCACCUGAUUCAAUUGUUCAUUUAACCUCUCAAAUAAGUGAGAAUACUCGGAAUUCAUUGUAUUUUUUGAGAUUUGACAACGCCAAAGUAGUAUAGAAAAUUUGUGUAUAGGAUGAAUAGCGAAACACUUGUAGAGUC
Schizosaccharomyces cryophilus OY26 is the source of this 2119-nucleotide messenger RNA. Its product is annotated as short chain dehydrogenase. Gene Ontology annotation, cellular component: intracellular anatomical structure. The transcript has a single exon. Gene Ontology annotation, molecular function: oxidoreductase activity, acting on NAD(P)H, oxygen as acceptor. Lineage: Eukaryota; Fungi; Ascomycota; Schizosaccharomycetes; Schizosaccharomycetales; Schizosaccharomycetaceae. The record is from RefSeq and is a predicted model, not a curated record. The coding region runs from base 145 to 942 and encodes 265 amino acids.